AUGGACGCGGCGGCGGUGGUGCCGGUGCUGCAGGUGGUGGUCAAACUGUGCUUGGCCAUGUCGAUAAUGCUGUUCUUGGAGAAGCUUUACAUAGCAGCUGUGGUUGCUUCUGUUAAAAUCAUUCGGCUCCUCCUGAUCAGGAAGCCAGCUGCACGGAUACACAAUGAUGAGUCGUUUCAGGCUUCGAAAGGUGAUGGUGAUCACCGGGGCAUUAUUGAUUAUGAUUUGGAAGCUAAUCAUCAUCAAUAUUAUCCCAUGGUCCUCGUCCAAAUCCCCAUGUACAACGAGAAACAGGUGUAUGAACUCUCGAUUGGAGCGGCGUGUGGGCUAUCAUGGCCCUCCGAUCGCCUCAUCGUCCAAGUCCUCGACGACUCCACCGACCCCGCCAUUAAGAGGUUGGUGAAAACAGAGUGUAGGAGAUGGGAAGGCAAAGGCGUAAACGUAAAGUACGAAGCGAGGGAGAAUCGAAUCGGGUACAAAGCUGGGAACCUGAAACAAGGGAUGAAGCACGGCUACGUGAAACAGUGCGAGUACGUUGCCAUCUUCGACGCCGACUUCCAGCCGGAACCCAACUUCCUCCGCCUCACCGUUCCUUCGCUCGUGCAAGAUCGUGACAUUGCCCUCGUCCAGUCUCGCUGGAGCUUCGUGAAUGCGGAUGAAUGCUUGUUGACCAGAAUGCAAGAGAUGUCACUGGACUACCACUUCAACAUUGAGCAACAAGCAGGCUCUUCUGCCUACGCCUUCUUUGGCUUCAACGGGACGGCUGGAGUAUGGCGGAUAUCGGCUCUGAAUGAAGUUGGAGGAUGGAAAGACCGGACCACGGUGGAGGACAUGGAUCUAGCGGUAAGAGCCGGUCUCAAAGGUUGGAAGUUCCUCUAUCUUGGAGACGUCAGAGUGAAGAACGAGCUUCCCGGCACCUUCAAAGCCUAUAGGAAUCAACAACACAGAUGGUCUUGCGGUCCUGCAAAUCUCUUCAGGAAAAUGGGCCCUCAGAUCCUCACCGCAAAGAGGGUAUCAGUCUGGAAGAAGUUCCAUCUCAUCUACAGCUUCUUCCUCGUCAGGAAGAUCAUUAGCCACAUCCUCACUUUCUCCUUCUACUGCUUCAUCAUGCCAGCCACCGUUCUGAUCUCAGAGCUCCAUGUUCCAAAAUGGGCAUCCGUCUACCUCCCCACAAUCGUCACCUUGCUCCAUGUCGUCGGGACUCCCACCAGGUCGAUCCACCUGGUGGGGUUCUGGGUUCUGUUCGAGAACGUCAUGUCCCUGCAUCGAACCAAGGCGAUGCUCAUGGGAUUGUUGGAGGUAGGGAGGGUGAAUGAAUGGGUCGUCACUGAAAAACUAGGCGAUGCUCCCAAGAUCGACGUCGCAAAUGGGAAGACGCAGAACCUCCACCAAGCUGUUAAACCUACCAGGAAACCCUGUCUUGAACUCCAUUGGUUAGAGCUUGGAGUAGCAACUUACCUCUUCAUAUGUGGUUGCUACGAUUAUGCAUUUGGAAAGAACCGCUACUUCAUAUUUCUUUUCAUGCAAUCCAUCGCAUUCUUUGUCGCGGGAUGUGGAUACGUUGGCACUUUCAUUCCCAAUUCGUAA
Linum trigynum is the source of this 1587-nucleotide messenger RNA. NCBI's taxonomy places the organism in Eukaryota, Viridiplantae, Streptophyta, Magnoliopsida, Malpighiales, Linaceae. The record is from the annotation of a GenBank genome assembly.